This is a messenger RNA of Bipolaris maydis ATCC 48331, 828 nucleotides long. RefSeq lists its product as uncharacterized. Lineage: Eukaryota; Fungi; Ascomycota; Dothideomycetes; Pleosporales; Pleosporaceae. The record is from RefSeq and is a predicted model, not a curated record.
AUGGCACCCAUAUCCCUUUCAUUCACAGCCAACGAUGCACCUUGCCCGAAUUUCUUCGGGUCCCAAGAGCAUCGCGCCCAAGUCAGUAGAGCCAUCACACAGAGUCUCUUUGGGACCACCGCAACAUACGAAAGCUUGACUCCCAAAGAAACGAUACGGCACCAGACACCACCGGAUAGCUGGGAAAAUCCAGCACGCGAUAUCCUAUCCGAAGCCUCAGCCGCCGGGACAAUCGAAACCAACAAUCCUUUUCUCCAAACAAGUAGCUGUACUCUACUACCACCAGCUCAACUCCAACUCACCCGAACCCCACAACCGCAAUCCCACACACCCCGGGAUAACAUUAACAUGCCACAGCCCUUGCUCCCGCCACUCUCACCGCCACCCUCGCACACCCAAGCACCACGCCCUCCGCCCUCCUCACAAUUCGAAUGCGGCCAACGCACCACCUGGACCCCUCCACCUCCCACCCCACACCUCUCCUCACCCACACUCCCCCGCUGCUCUCUAUCCCCUAAGCAAGCAUUGCGCCAGGAAUAUCGCUUUGACGACCCCGUCACACCAGACAUGCAUCGACUACGCGAGCCUCUUCACAUACUAGACGCUGAACGCAACCCUGCGGUUGAGAAUCUGCAAGGAGGAGGGGAGAUGGAGGAGACGGUUUCGGCUAUAGAUAAGGAGAUAGUGUUGUGUGAGGUUAGGGAGAAGUAUGAGGAGGCGGUGGGGAGGGCGUUGCUGGCGCGGUAUAAUGGGUUGGUGUGGAGGUGGCGGAGGGAGAGGGUGGUGCGUGGGGGGAAAAGUGGAAAGGGAAUAGUGAAUAAGAGAUAG